This is a messenger RNA of Myotis myotis, 1282 nucleotides long. It is a transcript of the gene FAM181A, whose product is annotated as family with sequence similarity 181 member A. The transcript has 2 exons. Lineage: Eukaryota; Metazoa; Chordata; Mammalia; Chiroptera; Vespertilionidae. The record is from RefSeq and is a predicted model, not a curated record.
AUGCUUUGUAUCUGGAGAGGCGCUCCUGAUUGGCCUAGGGGGCCCCCCAGCUCUGGGGACUUGUCCUCCAUUCAGCCCACUCGAGGGCGGCACAACCGCUUCCAGCCGGACAACCGGAGCUCGCCGGCCGCGCGGGCCUGACCCAGGUCUGCGGCGGGAACCAGCCGGACCACGUUGGCCGGCCGGGCCCGCACCCUCGGUCAGCUCGGUGCCCUUCCCUGGAGCUGCCCGCCACGAGCAGACCACCCUCUUCAUGGAAAGCCCGGUGCAGUGGCCCCCCUGGUGAUGGCAUCCGACAGUGACGUGAAGAUGCUGCUGAACUUUGUGAAUCUGGCUUCCAGUGACAUCAAGGCGGCUCUGGACAAGUCGGCGCCCUGCCGCCGCUCUGUGGACCACCGCAAGUACCUGCAGAAGCAGCUCAAACGCUUCUCCCAGAAGUACUCCCGGCUGCCUCGGGGCCUCCCAGGCCGAGGGGCCGAGGCUACCCUGAGAAGGGGGCCUGAGGACCGCCCCGGGAGGCUGCCCCUCAAUCCCGGCCCUGACGCCAGCCCUAGCAGUGGUGGGGCCUGCAAGGAGAAGGCUCUGGGGAACCCCUACAGGGAGGAGUGUCUCUCUAGGGAGCAGACCCUACAGGGGCAGAAUCCAGGAGCUGCCAGGCCUGGCCAGGUGCCCAUGAGGAAAAGACAGCUGCCCGCUUCCUUCUGGGAAGAGCCGCGGCCCACCCACAGCUACCCCGUGGCGCUGGAGGGGGUCCUGGGCCCGAGAGAGGGACCUCCCUACGAGUGUAAGAAACACUGCAGGGGCUUGGAGCUCUUCGGGCCCGACAUGGCCCUGAUCCCCAUGUCCCCCAGGGCACUGGCUGAAAAGGAGCCACCCAAGUUGCCUGGGGUCUCCCUGGUGGGCCGUGUCAAUGCCUGGAGCUGCUGCCCCUUCCAGUACCAUGGACAGCCCAUGUACCCGGGCCCUCCAGGGGCCUUGCCGCAGGGCCCCGUCCCCAGCCUGGGCCUGUGGAGGAAAAGCCCGGCCUCCCCCGGGGAGCUGGCCCAUCUGGCCAAGGAUGUGGAUGGCCCGGGGCAGAAGGUAUACAGGCCCGUGGUCCUGAAGCCCAUCCCCACGAAGCCGGCCAUGCCCCCGCCCAUCUUCAACGUCUUUGGCUACCUCUAGCGGGGCUGCGGGCCUCGCUCCCGCCUCAGGCCUGCGGGCGUGUGGGGCCCCAGGAGCUCCCCUGGGAGCAGGGGGCCGGGCAGCGGUGUGGUGUGGCCUCUUGAGAGCCUUCCCUUUA